Messenger RNA from Colletotrichum graminicola M1.001, 1230 nucleotides. RefSeq lists its product as uncharacterized. Gene Ontology annotation, cellular component: actin cortical patch. Bases 1 to 1230 code for a protein of 409 amino acids. The record is from RefSeq and is a predicted model, not a curated record. The transcript is spliced from 3 exons. Gene Ontology annotation, molecular function: phosphatidate phosphatase activity. Lineage: Eukaryota; Fungi; Ascomycota; Sordariomycetes; Glomerellales; Glomerellaceae.
AUGGCUGGGCAAGACGAUGACAAGACUGCCGCCGCAUACGCCGACGAGAUGCAGAAACGAACGCGCAAAGAACGUGGCUUCGACGAGUUCGAAGCCCAGCUUCCCAACCCCCGGGUCCCGACUCUCCAGUCGGCCUUCAUGACAGCCAGCGGCCUGCUCUCGCACCUCGGCAGUUACAACCCUUGGGGAAGACCCGUCACCGACGACGACAUUGUUUGGCUCCUGGACAACACGGCCUUCAAGCCCUCGCGCAUAGGCAGCUGGCAGGCUGAAUUUGUCGCCGCCGUCUUCGAGAAGGAACCAAAGUGCACCAUCGUCGAUAUUGUGCAGGGCGUCGCACACAAGCUGGGUCUGGCCGACGACGCCGAGGAGCGGAAGACGAUCGAGGAGAGGCUGCUACCAUUUCUUUGGGACGUGCAGCCCUCGCGAAUAAUCCGCAUCGUGAACCAGAAGAAGGAGCUCAAGCUGGGUCCCUCGGCGACCAACGGAAUCAGCACCGACACGCUCAAGGUCAACGACCAGCCUUCCGGCACGGUGGUAACGUCGAGCGCUGCUGUGCCGCGCGGCGCGACGGGCCUGCUGGAGAUGAAGACCUUCUUUGCUGCCCCAGAUGGAUGGGCCAUCAUCUCAGAUAUCGACGAUACGAUUAAGCUGACGCAGACGAGCGACCCUGUGGGAAUCCUCCGCGAGACGUUCGUCAACGAGCCGACGCCAAUCGAGGGAAUGCCGGAGCUGUACAGGAACAUCAAGGCGCUCCUGCCGCAGGAGUCGCCGUGGUUCUACCUCUCGGCCUCUCCCUACAACUUGUACCCGUUCCUGCGCGAGUUCCGCGACAAGUAUUACCCCCCGGGGACCAUCAUCCUCCGCGACUCGAGCUGGAAGACGGUUGCCGGCCUGCUGUCGGCCCUGACCAUGGCCACGGAAGAGUACAAGGUAGAGCGCAUGAGAAAGGUGCACGGGUGGCUGCCGAAGCGCAAGUUCAUCCUCAUCGGCGACUCGACGCAGUCCGACCCCGAGGCCUACGGGGACAUCUACCGCGAGUUCAAGGGCUGGGUGAAGCUUAUUCUGAUCCGCAAGGUUGUCGACAUCGCGGCCAUCGGUAUCUCGGCCAAGAACGAGCCGGAGCGCUUCGAGAAAGCGUUCAAGCACAUCCCCCGCGACGACUGGUUUGUGUUUGAGAACCCGGUCGACUGCAACAAGAUCAUCCGCGACACCGUUGCCCAGGGUUAG